UUCAUUUCUCAAAAUUAAACAUUUCUCACACUCUGUUUGGCAUCAACUCUUUGAACAGAAUCAAUCUAAACGAAAGCUAGGGUUAGGAUUUUAAUUUUUGAUAGAAGGAUGAGUUCUACUGGCGGUACAACAAAGGGAGGCCGAGGCAAGCCGAAGGCAUCGAAGUCGGUGUCGCGGUCCCAUAAGGCGGGGCUUCAGUUUCCUGUCGGUCGUAUUGCUAGGUUUUUGAAAGCCGGAAAAUACGCCGAGCGUGUCGGUGCCGGAGCUCCCGUGUACCUCUCCGCCGUGCUUGAGUACCUCGCUGCUGAGGUAUUGGAGCUUGCUGGAAAUGCGGCGAGGGAUAACAAGAAGAAUCGUAUUGUGCCGAGGCACAUCCAGUUGGCUGUGAGGAAUGACGAGGAGCUGAGCAAGCUUUUGGGCUCAGUUACAAUUGCUAAUGGAGGUGUUUUGCCCAACAUUCACCAGACUCUGCUUCCCAAGAAGGUGGGCAAAGGAAAGGGAGAUAUUGGCUCUGCUUCUCAGGAGUUCUAGUUUGUUUUUUUUAGGGUUUACUAAUAUUUAUUUCUCUCUACGCCCUUGUAAUAUAAAAAAAAAAAAAAAAUGAUGGGAUUUUUGGUUAGCUGGCAACAUGGAUUUUGAUAUGUUCAGGUUUCAUAAGUAGCUUUGUGAUUAAUCAAUAUGCCCAUGAGAUAUUUUACCUUUUUUCCUAAUUGUUUACUGGAAUUUUUUGCUUUA
Pistacia vera is the source of this 735-nucleotide messenger RNA. Its product is annotated as histone H2AX. Bases 109 to 531 code for a protein of 140 amino acids. The record is from RefSeq and is a predicted model, not a curated record. The transcript is spliced from 2 exons. Gene Ontology annotation, cellular component: nucleosome. Gene Ontology annotation, molecular function: structural constituent of chromatin; DNA binding; protein heterodimerization activity. Lineage: Eukaryota; Viridiplantae; Streptophyta; Magnoliopsida; Sapindales; Anacardiaceae.